Messenger RNA from Saccostrea cuccullata (small rock oyster), 1889 nucleotides. RefSeq lists its product as uncharacterized. NCBI's taxonomy places the organism in Eukaryota, Metazoa, Mollusca, Bivalvia, Ostreida, Ostreidae. The record is from RefSeq and is a predicted model, not a curated record. The transcript has 2 exons. The coding region runs from base 311 to 1558 and encodes 415 amino acids.
CAGGCUCUCAAGCAAAGAAUUGGAAUCAUGCAGAAUAAAAAAGUGCAGUUGCUGUUUUAAGGAGUCGCUUAGUUAUUACUGUACCUACUGUGAGGAUAAUUUAUGCGAAGAAUGCAAGUUGCCCCAUCUUACUCGAAGUGCAAAGACUGACAAAGGCCACAAUGUUGUAUUUUACCGGGACAAGAACCAAGGCAUUGUUCAAAGACGGACAUGUGAAAUUCACACAGACAUUCCAAGUACAGCCUACUGUAAAAAAUGCAACAAAUCUGUGUAUAAGCUAUGGGAUGUAGUGAAACAGUGGAAAAGUGAAAUGUUGUCUCGUCUAAAUAAAGCAAAACGGAGUUCUGAAAAGCCGAUUAAAAAUUCUCUUACAAAAACAAGAGAAAAAUGUAAUGACAUAGAAAGAAAAAUAGAAGAGAAAAGAGAAAUUCUUCUCGACAUUGAAGCAUUACAUAAUCCUGAACUGUUACCUGAACCCGAGGACAUCGAGUGUCUCCCUGAAAAACCAGACUUGAAAAUACCAAGAAUAAGUCUCUCCACUUCAGAUAUUAACACGGAAUUCUUGAGUAACUUUGCGAACAUAACUGUGUCAACCAGUAAUAUGAAUAGUUUUGACGUACACGAGGUAGAAUCAAAGCAUUUCAAUAAUAAGAUACAAGACAUGACUUGCAGUAAAGAUGGAAAUACCUUGUUUGUUACAGAGCAAGGAAGAGGUAAAAUUUCAAAAAUCGAUCAUGAUGGCGAGAUUCAGACCGAGUUUGGGACAAAAUGUAAGAAACCCCUGUUUUCUGCAUAUUGUACCGGAGGAGUUAUUUAUGGUAACCCCGAAAAUAAAACGAUUGAAAUAUCCACUUCCGAGUCCACGGAUGAAGUAAGGACUAUAAUGUCUACAGGAAAAUGGUAUUCCAGAGGAAUUACAAUUACGCAAGAAAAAAUGCACGUUUGCCUUCGUUCAUAUCCUGAAAAAAAUAAAGAAAGACGCGCAAAGGUUUCUACUUUCGAAGUACCUGAUAAUCUCAUAAAGUCUUUCAGGAAGGUGAAAAGCAUUGAAUUCCAUGAAAAUCAGUCUCUCUUUGAGGAUCCAAGAUUCAUUGCAGAAAAUAAUAAAAAUGGAGAUUUGUGUGUAACGGAUACAGCAAAGAAACUUUUAAUCGUAGUUGAUAAAUGGGGAAAAUUUAGGUUUACAUACGAAAGAGAUCUAUCGAGCCACAAGUUUAACCCACAAAAUGUUUGUGCUGAUAGUGAAGGCUUUCUUCUUUUACUAGACGUUUCUCAGAUAACAGCAAACAUUCAUGUCAUCAACCACGAUGGACAAUACAUCUGCCAUAUUGAACCAGAAUACCUGAAUAGUCCCACGGCUAUGUGCAUUGAUUGCAACGAUAGGUUGUGGUUAGCGGACAGAGCAAAUGAUAAGACUAAAAUUCUCUGCAUGCAAAAAAGUGAUGACAUUCUGAAGACAUUGGAAGAGUUUAAGAAUCAUUCAGUGAAAGAACCGAAAAACAAAUUGACAACUGCGGGAAAUAAAGUUGUUUUACAACACUCACAAGCAUCAUCAUGAACAAUUCAUUAAAAGCAACGAAAAACCAUGUAUCUGAAUCUAAAUAAAGAAACAUUGAAUAUAUCAAUCAUAUCUGAGAACAAAUUUACAACCGCUAUAAAAAGAAUGUCACUGGCCUUUUGUAUUGACUGAGUACGACGCAAACAGUGUCGCAAAAUCCAAAAACAUUGAAAAUAUGUGUGGGAAGAACAACACUAAUAUUCCUGAAGUUUACUGAAGAAAUGGAAACAGAUUUGACUGUGAACCGUCUUUGUCGUGACGAAGUCAUCUAAGCUUCGUCUUUUGACCAAUCAAAUAUUGGGUGAACGAUUCUUUAUGCACUUUCAGAUAU